Messenger RNA from Cynoglossus semilaevis (tongue sole), 1992 nucleotides. RefSeq names its product general transcription factor IIE, polypeptide 2, beta (gene gtf2e2). Lineage: Eukaryota; Metazoa; Chordata; Actinopteri; Pleuronectiformes; Cynoglossidae. The coding region runs from base 211 to 1071 and encodes 286 amino acids. Gene Ontology annotation, cellular component: transcription factor TFIIE complex. Gene Ontology annotation, biological process: transcription initiation at RNA polymerase II promoter. The record is from RefSeq and is a predicted model, not a curated record. Gene Ontology annotation, molecular function: TFIIH-class transcription factor complex binding. The transcript has 8 exons.
AUCGAUAUGUGAAAUAUCGAACUCGAAAAGGAAGCUUUUAAAGGAAAAGAAAACCAAGUAUGGAGAGCAAGCGGUAGAUUUUCUUCGAAUUCAACCUCACAAAGUAGCGGUUUUCUAAAGAGAAGGGGAUAUCCCUGGGGAUUGUUCUAAUAGUAGAUUGUUCAUCUGGAACCUACCCUCAAUUGAUCUGGAAACGGGAACAGUGUGAGGAUGGAUCCUGCUCUACUGAGGGAGAGAGAGCUGUUCAAGAAAAGAGCUCUCUCUACUCCUGCUGUAGAGAAAAGAAAGACAACAUCUGAAUCUGCAUCACACAAGAAGAAAAAGACCAAAGGUGACAAAGAGAGCUCCUCAGGAUCCAGACACAGCACCGAGUCGACUAAUGGCAGCUUCAACAUCAAGACAAGCUCCGGGUAUAAAUUCGGCUGCUUGGCAAAGAUAGUCAAUUAUAUGAAGACCAGGCAUCAAAACGGGGACACACACUUCCUAACCAUUGAUGAGAUCCUGGACGAGACCAAGCUUCUUGACAUCGGCAUUAAACAGAAACAGUGGCUCAUCACUGAGGCGCUGGUUAACAAUCCAAAAAUCGAGGUACGGGAUGCAACAUACGGCUUUAAGCCCAAGUACAACUUGAAGGACAAGAAAGCCUUACUGAGGCUGCUGGACAAACAUGACCAACUGGGUCUGGGAGGAGUGCUGCUGGACGACGUGGAGGAGGGGCUGCCAAACUCCGCCAAGGCCAUUAAGGCGUUGGGAGAUCAGAUCAUCUUUGUGACCAGACCAGAUAAGAAGAAGAUUCUCUUCUACAAUGACAAGCACUGCCAGUUUGCAGUAGAUGAAGAAUUCCAGAAACUGUGGAGGAGUGUUCCAGUCGACUCCAUAGAUGAUGAAAAGAUCGAGGAGUACCUGAAGAAGCAGGGCAUCAGUUCAAUGCAGGAAACGGGACCAAAGAAAGUAUUACAUGUUCAAAAGAAGAAGAAGCAAGGUGGGCAGAGGAAGAGACAACUCGUCCACAACAACCAUUUGGCCGGAGUGCUGGAGGAUUAUACAGAUGGUGUUCCUGGGAAAAAAUGAAUUCCCCGACCACGGUGCCGAAUACGUACAGCACAGCCGAUAGUCUGUAGCUCAGAUGACAGCGGGGACUCUGCCCUUAGAUUCCUUUUCCAUGAUUGUGUUAUUUCAAAAACACUUUUUUUUCCCUUUUCUCUGCAAUCCUCCGUCAUCAAUGGCAGUGUUUUACUGACGAGUGUUUACCACCUACGAUGUGAAUUUCUUUUUAGACUCUGUCCAUUUAUGAGGAGGUGCUGCUACCUUACAGUUAACAUGUAAAUGAGUAAAUGGUGUAAAUACUUUCUUUUCCUUUGUAUUUAAUAUCACAGAUACAGAGUGUGUGUGUGUGUUUGGGAGGUUGGACAUUUACGGAUCACAAGCUGAGGACAACUUCCUCAUGGAUGAGGGAUAUUUGAGUUGUGACCUCUGACCUGCUGUGUGUUACGCUGAUCCCUCAACAAGCCUGGAACUCUUUCACUAUAAAAUGAACUUAAAUGUUUAUUUUAAUUCAAUUCAUUUGCAGGCUGGUUAGAAAUACAAGAACUUUGAGAAAAUGUUUUAAUAAACAACCCUGUUACACCAAAUAUGUGCCAAUGCUCUACAGAACUAGCACCGUGUGACACUUGACUCAGUAACAGAAAUAAAGCAGAUCCACCAUUGCUUGAUCUUAUGCACCACUGCCAGAAAGCUGCAGUCUUUAGUUAUUCACUUCGCAUUUGACACUUACACGACAACAAUGAGGUAAAAAAUAAAUUAUUAAUUUAUUCAGCAGUCUUACUGGUUAGUUUUGAAUGGUUAAAAGAUGCAUCCACCAGAAAACUGUUAAUCUAGAUCAGAGUCACCUGAAGAUGAUUUUAUUUUAUUUUUUUAUUGCAACAAUGUGUGUUGUCCAACAUUGUUGUUAACAGGCGUAAAAUAAGGUGUAAAAAGGAAAAGAAAAAAAUG